Molecule: messenger RNA, 882 nt
Organism: Panonychus citri (citrus red mite)
Lineage: Eukaryota; Metazoa; Arthropoda; Arachnida; Trombidiformes; Tetranychidae
Product: mitochondrial translation release factor in rescue-like
Exons: 3
Coding region: 161-691 (176 amino acids)
Biological process (GO): translational termination
Cellular component (GO): mitochondrion
Molecular function (GO): translation release factor activity
Source: RefSeq, a predicted model, not a curated record
UUUGAUUGAAUUCUAUCUAUUCUAUUGGUAGUUUGUUUUCUUUUCUCAUAGUUAAUUAUUGUAAGAGAAUUUUUUUUUCUCUCCUUUAAUUGGAUAUUUGAAGUAUCUUUUGCUAAUUAUUAGAUUGAAAUUCACUUGAACAAUUAACUGUUGUAAUUUGAUGAAAAGGAAAUUGGAUCAUUAUUUUUCUUUUUCAAUGUUAUGUCUUCGUCAGUUGUUUUCUUUAGAAAGUAAUUUAGUUUCUGUCUAUCGUUUAGCAUCAAAGAAAUCAAUUAAAGCUCGUAUUGAUUACUCUUCGGUUCCAAAGUUAGAUGAAAAUGAUUUGGAUGAAAAUUUUGCUCAUGGUAGUGGACCAGGAGGACAGAAGGUCAAUAAAGCUCACAAUUGUGUUACAUUAGUGCACAAACCAACAGGAAUCGUUGUUAAAAACCAUGAGUUUAGAGAAUUGAAACUUAAUCGAGCCAGAGCGAGAGAGAUAAUGUUAACCAAAUUGGACAAUUUUCUCAAUGGUGAACGAAGUGUUGAAGCCCAAUGGAAAAGAAUCGAGGCCGAAAUAAAGAUGCAAAAGGAGAUUGAAGCUUCAAAGAGAAGAGAAUUGCGAAAAAAAGUUAAACAACUUUGGGAAAAGGGCAAUGGACAAGCCGAUAUAGAGACUGGUCAAGACAGGGAACAAAUUGAGCCCAUCAAAUGAUCUAGAAAACUAGUUUUCCUUUCAUUCUGUUUGAGGCUUAUCAAUAUAUUAACAAGAGAGUAUCAAUUAUUUGGGCCAUUUCAAAUGGUCUACUAAUACCGGUUAUUAUAAAUGCCAAUGUAAAUUGUCUAGGAUCUUAAGACUUGUCAGUCAAUUGAGGAUAAAUUGUGAUCUACAACUUCCUUAUAUUA